AUGGAUGACCAACAAGAGCAGGAUUGUGCCUCAGAAGACCAAGAAACUAUCCUGAUUAAUGGGGUGAAAGAAAAUGAGCCACGUGCCCCGGAUGGCGAGGAGAGGCUGUGCGGCGAUGCCGCCGUCACCUUCCCAGCCCUGACGGCAGCUCCGAAGGAACCCCAGGCGUGCCACCGCGUGCUGCCACCCCUGCCUUCGAAGAAGCCCUGCUCACUGAGCCCGCCGUCCCCACUGCGGCUCACCGAUGUCCCCGAGCACGCGUCAGACGACUCCUCGGCCCACGCCAUCUCCCUCACAUCCUGCGUGACGAAGGGCAUGAGCUCCUGGUCGCUGCCGGGUGACUGCGAGAAGGCUCCCUUCAGCAUGAUGGAGCCGGGAGGCAUGUCCGCCCUGACCGGGGACUGCCUAAUGCAGCCGAGCCGGACCUGCCUGGGCUGCUUCAUUGAAUCAAAGGACGGCAUUGAUGCAGAGCCGGGCAUAAGCUUGAAAGUGGGGGAUAUAAAUAGGGAUUAUGACACCUGUUCGGUCUCUGAUAUAGGGAUUCACUGCAUGAGCACAGGAGAAACCAUGAGAUAUGGGGAUCAACUGCUUUCAGACCAGCUUUUAAGCUUCCCUAUGCAUAAAUCGAGGGCAGCGGACAAAAGAGAUGCAGAAAAAUCCGACAGUGAUUCAGAGGACCCCACUCAGAAAAAUUAUUACGAGGGAUUACUAUUAGACAAAUGCAAUGGUGAGGAGCCCUUACUAACAAAUCCCAACCAGGAAUGGGGCUAUUUUGAAUCUUUCAUUAGUGAAAGUAAAAUUGAGCUGCUUGACCUCUGCUCCAAAAAUGAGCUUUCUGUAAAUCUGUUUUCUGAGGAAGAUGUGGAUAAUUACAUGUUUGAUGAUGAUGAUUCGACCUUGGGAAGCGACGUCUGCUCCUUAAAGAUCAGAUAUGAGUCUUUCCAGGACAACGUCCGGGAGAAGACCACAGCCCUACAAGAGGACGCCCAGUUCAACUUCUUCCCCAGCGUCUUUGGCAACUGCACCAAAAGGGACAGCAGGAGCACCCUGAAAAGGGGGCCCGGUGGUGCCGCGGACCCUUCUCAAUUCAAGUCUGAGGAAGGCAUCAUCUGGGGGGAGGAGGAGGAGGAUGGGGAGGAAGAGGAUGGCGAGGAGGAGGAGAAAGCUGCCUUAAAUAAAUCUUGCAACAGCACGGAAGUGGUGCAGUAUGUGGGCUCCAAAAGGAGCCACUUCUUGGACUCUGUGAAUUCCACAGAGGACUCUGGGGAGUUCAGCGAUGACAGCACGUGCACGGAGUCUUCCUUCGAUGUGCUGCGGGAUAUAAAGGACUGCAGCCGGUACCUGUCCCGGGACCACUCCAGCUCCUUCAUCCAGCAGAACUACGGGCUGCGCGCGAAGAGGAAAGUGCGAUACAGCGACGACUACCUGUACGAUGUGGACUCCAUCGAGAACGAGAAGAUCCUGGAUAAGAAGGAGUGGCUCCCGGACGGGCCCAAGGAGGAGGAUGAUGACGAGUGGUGCCCCAAGAAACGGCGAAAAGUCUCUCGCAAGGAGCCCCCCGUUAUCAUCAAGUACAUCAUCAUUAACAGGUUUAAAGGGGAGAAGCAUAUGCUGGUGAAGCUCAGCAAAGUGGAUGCCAACGAGACAACUGUUACCCUGAACGAGGAGCUGCUCAGCAAAUACGAAAAGCUGGCCCCAUUGAAGGGCUUCUGGCAAGAGAGGCAGCAGAGCCGGCUGGAUUUGCUCAGAUCGUCUCUCUACCACAAGCAGAAUUUCUAUCUUAACGGCUCAGAUGCUUCGUUCCUCCCUCACCCACGGAAGCGAAAAUGCAAGCUAGCAAACAGGCACAGGAUUCAAAGAAUUAAAGCCAUUGAACAGUCAGUGAACAAGCUGGGCUCUUGCUCCUCUGAUCACAAGCAGCCUUGCAGCAGCAAGGAGGAUGCAGGCCUGAAAGGGCUGCAGGCAUUAGCCAUCGCCACCCCCAGCUGUGCGAACGGAUUACACGUAAAUGACAUCACAGGCAUUGCUGCCGUGAAAUGCAAAUCGCAGGAACGGGAAUACAAGGGGACGGAGAGGAAAGUGCUCCGCAGGAUCAAAUUCAAAAGUGAAGCCAGGUUGAAAUGCAAGAAAAUCAAAGCUGCUACCAACAUGACGGAGGGCUGCCCGGCUCUGGAAAACCAGGACUCUGCAGCACGGCUGAAGGACGAAAAUGUUCCAUGUGCUUCAGACAGCUCCCAUCUCCCGGAGUGCCAUGAGGAUAAGAUUGCUAAAAAUUCUGCUUUCCUACCAUCCACCUCCUCUUCAGACAAGCCUCUGCCAUCUGCUAAUAUCACCACCAAUGUACCCCUGAUCCCUGGAGGCUAUCUGCAGACGCUGUUAGAUGCUUCGGAUUUGUCGAGCAGCACCGGCAUCUCGUACUUCACCCAGCACCCCUCUGAGCAGCAGCACCCGCUCCCCAGCAUCGUCCCAGCAGACAAGCCGUUCGCCGGCCUGCAGCCAUCGCAGAGCUGCGUGCUGUCCCCGCCGUCCGAGUCUGAGCUGCAGCAGUCCCCCGGCCACCUGGAGAUGGAGCAGAGCAGCUUCGGCAGCAUGUGGCCGGCGAGCAAAGCUGCCGGCAGCAAUCGGCAGGAAUUCGCCGGAGAGCUGCGGGAGGCCGCGGCGCUGUCGGGAGAGUUCAGCGGUGCUGCGGGUGCUGACGGCCUCCCGGCCUCCAGCUACCCUCCAGUCAAUCUGAACAGCAGCAAAUUGCUCUACCAAAAAAAUUACGUGCCGGAUAGCCAACAAGUGCAGUCUGAUGAUUCUUAUCAGUCGUGUCAUUUUAAUAAUGGAGAGGGGCGCUUUCAUUUCCAGCGAGGUACACUAAGUACAGAUGAUGGCAGACUCAUUAGUUUUGAUUCAGUGGGUUCAUUGUCAGUUAGUUCUAGCAAUUAUAGUUCUUUAAGUUUAAAGUCUUGCGAAAAGGACGGCGAGGAUGAUAUUAAUGACGAUUUCUUGGCCCACUGCAGUCCCAAGCUAGUGAUCCAGCAAAGCAUAGAUGAAAUCACCCCUUUGAAGGAGUCCACGGACCUUUUAGACAUUUCCAACUUCACACCCGAUAAGUUCCGCCAGUCGUCGCUUUCGGAGAUGUCCCCUCCGGACACUCCCAACCUUUCCCCACAGAUAGCCGGCUCCGACACCAAACCCCUGGGCACCCUGAAGGGCUUCCCGGAGAGCACCCAGGCCACUCUGAGCAGCUCCGAGAAGGUCAAGUGGAACUGCGGGGUCCUGCAGACUGAAGAUCAGGCAGAUAAUGGGUUUACUUUAAAUAAUCACCAGUUUCAGUUCCAUAUGUUCAAUGAUGAAGAUUCUGUCAGCCUUCUUGAAAAAAGUCCGUGCUUGUCAACAUUUAAUGAGCCAUCUGGUCAAAUUAGCACCAAUAGCAAAGUGUCAAAAUCUAAGAGGAAAAGUUCAUCCAGCAAGAAUGUGGGUACAAACCAAAGUUCUUCCCAGAAAACCACCAGGAAAAAAUCUCCCAAAACCAACAAAGGCACCGAGAAGCCCCAAGGGAAGAACUCCAGGCAGGCACCCAGAUCCACCAGGAAGGGGAAGAACGCAGCGGGCCUCAACGGCGAGAAGGCCCAAGCAGGCGGCAGCAGAGCCAUCAACCAGCUUGCUGGCCCGGCCUUGGCAGCCAAGGGGCUUGCUGAGGGCAUUCAGCAUUGUGGCCCGGCCACCGGGAAGCUGGGCAAGCACAACGGCCUGGCUGGAGAGUGGGCUCUGGGGAAGGACAGCAGUGCGGGCUGGUCGGAAACGGGCCUGGGGAACACCACCGGCCUGCUGGAUGACGACCAGAGGGAGUUCGAGGAGCCCUCCAACAUCCUGUCCAACAUCGCCUCGGGGAUGGCAGAUGUCCAGAGGUUCAUGAUGGCCUCCAUCGAGCCCUUGUGGGGGCCCGUAGGCCACAACAGCGUGCCAGACAUAUUCCGGUCACCCGAGUCGAACAGCCUGAAACUGAAAACCCUUAAAAUUCUGGCAGGGACGCCCCAGGAGUCAAAGAAGAAGGCAAACGGCGGCUCGCCGGGAACGGCGAAGAACCACAAGUCGAACAACAAGGGCUCAAGCAAAAACGGCAAAGCUGCUGCCUGCGACCCUGGUCGCCCCAACUGUUCAACUGGGUACAAUACAGACAUUCACUCUCCCUUUUUUGAUAAAAACUAUAGUAACCUGAGCACUUUAGGCAAUAACGGACCUACCCAUAAAAAACUGUACCGUCAUAAAUCAAGUUCUAAAUCACUGAGGGAUGAGAACUGUAAAAUAAAGCGAACAGACCGCGAACAGACCCAUAAGGACCCACCUGUGACAGCUUCUUUUGAGAAACUGAGGGAAUCAGACUCCAUUCUUCUUAAAGCAGAAACAACAUUUUUGGUUUUUCCUGUAUUUGAAGAAGAGACUCCCUUUUCUAGAAAAAAGACGUUUGAUGUUUGUUUCUUUUUUCCGUUUGUUUUUUUCGUUUGUUUCUUUCAAAAUAUGCCUUGUGGUAUGUUGAAAUGUAAGUGCUGAAAUGAAGAGUUUGAAAUUGUGGGAAUUUAUUAUUUGAAAGCGAACCUAAUCUGGUAUUCUCUGUGAAAGACUGUUUUAAAAGUCAUACUGUUGUACAGUAGUUUAUGCACUAUUACCCACAACAACAAAAAAUUGUGCCAAACUAUGAACAAGUGACUGUAUUGUAUAUAUUUUUACUUCUCUAUCAACAUUGGGUUGUGAGUGUUUUCUGCAGCUAUGCCUUUUGAUUUUACUAGAAACAUUCCAGUUAAGUACUAACCACCCCCUUUGAAAGCACCUGUAACUCACGAUGAAAACAAUAUUGUUCACUUAUACAACUUACCAAAAGUUUUAUGGACAUGACUAAAAGUGUGCCAAAUUUACUUACCUCAUUUCAUGGAUUCACCCUGUGGUUUAAAGCUCAUAAAGGAAAAAAAAAAAAAAAAGGGAAAAAAAAUGAAAAAAUACAAAGAAAAAAGGAACUUUGAAACUGAUGCUGGGAAAUUGUAUUGUCCUCUCUUUAAAACCACGAGCAGAAAAACAUAAUGGUGAAAUGUUGAGUUUCAUUAUAGGAGAGAGUUGAAAUGGUGGAGGAGUUCAGAAAACCACUCCAGGUAAGUCUGACAGGAAGUCGAGUGUCUGCAUCUAGAGACUACGAAACAGCUGCUUUUCAAGUGUCUGUUUUCUUAAAGCAAAACCUGUAGCUGAAGAGCAUUUGAAAUGCAAGUUAC
Cygnus atratus (black swan) is the source of this 5249-nucleotide messenger RNA. It is a transcript of the gene NEXMIF, whose product is annotated as neurite extension and migration factor. The coding region runs from base 1 to 4539 and encodes 1512 amino acids. NCBI's taxonomy places the organism in Eukaryota, Metazoa, Chordata, Aves, Anseriformes, Anatidae. Gene Ontology annotation, biological process: negative regulation of cell adhesion mediated by integrin; negative regulation of cell-matrix adhesion; negative regulation of neuron migration. The transcript is spliced from 3 exons. The record is from RefSeq and is a predicted model, not a curated record. Gene Ontology annotation, cellular component: nucleus.